AAACCUUGUGGCCAGCCCCAUCUUUCUAGAAGGAUUUUGCAGAAGGAUUUUGCUUGGCAUCAAGGAACAGUGCAAACUAGAAGAAACCCCCGUCAUCAGCGACCUCUCCCCAACGGCGCCGACGAUGGCGCAACAGCAGACGCAGCUAACCACUGGCUCGGGCAUCCUGGAUGCCGUCCCGCUCUUCGUCGUCAUCCUCCUCGCGGCCCACGUCCUGGCCCUCGUGUUCUGGAUGUACAAGCUGGCUUCCGAGAAGCAACCACCCCGGAGGAAGACACAGUGACGGCGCCGAUCUACGCCAUCGGCGAUCCUUCGCUAGCCUCUUUAUCGGAGGCACUCGCGUUGGGGUCGCUCAUCGACGACAAGAAGAAACUUGGUGACUGCCAGUUCGACCUCUAGAAACAGUCCUACAUGGCCGCAUGUGCCGCUAUGUAUGACAAGCUCCGGCGCAGCUGCCGCUUGGACGCGGUGCAGAGCGGCUGCUCUGCGCUGUCCAUCGUCAAGCAGGGGGGCCUCAUGGUCGUCGCCAACGUCGACGACUCAUCGGGUUGUUCUGGACACCGCAUCGACGACAACGUCAUCACGUCGUCCAGCUCAUCGUUCACCUGAAGCUCAACCUGUCACGUAAGUCGCUACUGUCUGGCCAUGAAUUCUUGUGCGUUGAGACGAUGGUCGUUGCUGACGUUGUAUGAGUGUCCUCGAACACGAUAUAUGUAGAGGAGUAGCGCAUCCGGUGGUGCAACGGCCAGGGGUACUACCUUACUGAUGAGUCUGGGGUGCACUUCGUUUUACAGCCCAGCCAAGAGUCAUCAGUACUCGGUAUGUCACGCGCGUUCGACGACUACUAUAUCGAGGACUGUGGUGUCAUCUUAGCGCCAUAGGUGACGCAGAGGAGGACCGACAACAAUGACCAGUUCGUCAUCCUCGCCACCGUUGGGGUAGCUUUUGUGCCGGCUUGCCUUUAAUUCUCUUCGCAAACACACACUUGUCUUUUUGUUUAAGCAAAAGAGUAUGGUGGUACGUGUCUGAUGACUAACGAUGUACGAGGGAAUUUUUUUCGGUAUGUGUGGAACGUGUUAUCUAAUGAUGAGACCAUGCAAAUCGUGACAUAAA
Molecule: messenger RNA, 1113 nt
Organism: Zea mays
Lineage: Eukaryota; Viridiplantae; Streptophyta; Magnoliopsida; Poales; Poaceae
Exons: 3
Coding region: 125-283 (52 amino acids)
Source: RefSeq, a predicted model, not a curated record